UAGGCAGCUGGAAAACUUUAUUUCUGAGGGGGCGCAGGUGUAGUCCUGCCGACUGCCAGUUCCUCUUGCUCCGAGAUGGCUCUGCAGGUCCCCAGCCUCCUAGCCGCCGCUGUGGUGGUGCUGACCGCGCUGAGCAGUCCAGGCGCCGAGGGCAGAGACACCCCGAGGGACUCCCUGUUCCAGUUCAAGGGCCAGUGCUACUACACCAACGGGACGCAGCGCAUUCGGAGUGUGGUCAGAUACAUCUACAACCGGGAGGAGUUCAUGCGCUUCGACAGCGACGUGGGCGAGUACCGCGCGGUGACCGAGCUGGGGCGGCCGGAUGCCAAGUACUGGAACAGCCAGAAGGACAUCCUGGAGGGGACGCGGGCCGAGGUGGACACGGUGUGCAGACACAACUACGAGGGGCUGGAGGUCUCCUCCCUGCGGCGGCUUGAGCAGCCCAAGGUGGCCAUCUCCCUGUCCAGGACCGAGGCCCUCAACCACCACAACCUGCUGGUCUGCUCGGUGACAGAUUUCUACCCAGCCCAGGUCAAAGUGCGCUGGUUCCGGAACGGCCAGGAGGAGACCUCGGGGGUCGUGUCCACGAAACUUAUUAAGAACGGGGACUGGACCUACCAGGUCCUGGUCAUGCUGGAGAUGACCCCUCAGCGGGGAGACGCCUACACCUGCCACGUGGAGCACCCCAGCCUGCAGAGCCCCGUCACCGUGGAGUGGAGGGCGCAGUCUGAGUCUGCCCAGGGCAAGAUGCUGAGUGGCAUCGGGGGCUUCGUGCUCGGGCUGAUCUUCCUCGGCCUGGGCCUUUUCUUCCGUCACAGGAGUCAGAAAGGGGCACGAGGGCCUCCUCCUGCAGGGCUCCUACAGUGACUCUGAGAGUGAGUUGACUGUCACACUGUAAGGCCUGAAUGUCCCCAGCACCUGUCUGUGCCAGCCUGCCUGCCACGCUCUGAUUUGGAGUCCAGCAGACUGCCAGUGUACCCAGCUCAGCUCUUGUGAUCCCGAGUCCCCAAGGCUCUGUCUUUGGCUCUGCCCCUGAGUGAUUCUAGAGACUCCGUCCAUGUGCUUCCACUCUGCCCAUGGACCACAGCGCCAUCUACUCGGACCCCAGGCUUCUGUCUCCGCUCUCCCUCACAGGCUGCUGAAGAGAUGUGCUGAAACCAUUUGCCCCUUUUUCAUGAUUAAACACAUUCUGAACCA
This is a messenger RNA of Meriones unguiculatus (Mongolian gerbil), 1197 nucleotides long. Its product is annotated as rano class II histocompatibility antigen, B-1 beta chain-like. The record is from RefSeq and is a predicted model, not a curated record. The coding region runs from base 76 to 867 and encodes 263 amino acids. The transcript is spliced from 6 exons. Gene Ontology annotation, cellular component: MHC class II protein complex; membrane. Gene Ontology annotation, biological process: immune response; positive regulation of T cell activation; antigen processing and presentation of exogenous peptide antigen via MHC class II. NCBI's taxonomy places the organism in Eukaryota, Metazoa, Chordata, Mammalia, Rodentia, Muridae. Gene Ontology annotation, molecular function: MHC class II protein complex binding.